Messenger RNA from Haplochromis burtoni (Burton's mouthbrooder), 3451 nucleotides. It is a transcript of the gene rbm39b, whose product is annotated as RNA binding motif protein 39b. Gene Ontology annotation, biological process: mRNA processing. Lineage: Eukaryota; Metazoa; Chordata; Actinopteri; Cichliformes; Cichlidae. Gene Ontology annotation, molecular function: RNA binding. The transcript has 15 exons. The coding region runs from base 2042 to 3136 and encodes 364 amino acids. The record is from RefSeq and is a predicted model, not a curated record. Gene Ontology annotation, cellular component: nucleus.
CUGCAGUAAAUGCCCAUAGCAGAGGAAGAACACGAAGAAGAAGGAAGGAGAGCGGCGAGGUACCAGGCCACGACCUGCAACGGGGACUUCCUUAAACGAGGUUAUAUAACUUCCGAAAUUGUGACUUCAUCUUGGCUUUGUAUAAUCUACAAAGAGAAAGGCGUCGAAGAGGAUUCUCUACACCAGAACGUUUUCCGCGAUAUUUUCACUUUGGCACAACAUUUCCUUCAGUUUCACACGGAUCAAUAUGGCUGAUGACUUUGACGUUGAGGCCAUGCUGGAGGCUCCAUACAGAAAGACUUCCCUAAUGAUAUCUCACCUCUACUCCCAUGAAUUCAUCUUUGAUUCCACUGUGAACUGUGAAAAAAAGGAAGGUAGUUAUUGCGCAUAUACUGAUGUACUGUGGUUCACUUUAGGACUAAAAGAGAUUCAACCCAGAACAUCCAAUCCCUAUUCGGUUGCUACAAGGUGAAUGCCAAUGGUUGAUAAGCCCAUCUUUACUUGUCCAGCAAAGGAGGCAGUAUUCAGAUUUACAAUCUGUAUGUUGUCGCUGUUUAUGAAUGUGCAGGGUUUUUUCAAUAAGAGCCUUUUAAAUGGAAAACUGUUUUGUAUUGUUAAAAAUCUCCUCAGUGUGUGUGUGUGAUUUCAACAUUAUUUUUCUGUUAUAUAGCAUUAACAAGUCUAGUCUUUAGCAAGAAUCAGUAUAUAAAGUUGUGCUAAAGUAUAAUUUCCUCAGGCAGUUGUAUUUGUAUGUAGUUGUGUCUGUGUCAAUCUGUGAGUGGCGUAAUUCCUGAAGUUAUAAUGCAGCAAAAUUCUUGAAAAUCCAGCGAUUGCAUUUUUGUCAUAGUUCUACAGCAGAAUUAUCGGUGACAAGUUAUUUUUGUCUCGCUGGUAAAUAUGAAUACUGCCUCUUUGCCUUAGCCAACUGUAAUGUGAAUCAGCAUCUUGAUUUUUGCAUGCUACAGAACACCACAGAUAUUGAUAUAUUUCUAGAAUAACUGUAAAAUAGCUACAUCUGCCUUUUAUUGUAUGAUAAGAUGAUUUACUUUCAGUAGUUAAUAAUUCCUUAAGUCAAAAGGUUGUAAGUAUUACUGUAAACUGAAGAUGAUGGUAGUGUAACACGUGGAUGAAUUAAUCUUUAUUUAUUUAUUUGCUUGGGCGUCAAUAUUACUAAGAAGUGUGAAUCCCUGUUUGCUUCAGGGCAAGAUGUGUGACAGAGGUGGCAUCGAGCUCUUACAGUCCAAGAACGAAAAUGGGUGAAGAUCUCUGGACUGACACCAACCACACAGGAUCUCUUUUAGUGGCCAUGGGCCAUGCGUGGUCACAUGUUUAGGCACAAAUAGUGGCAUUGGUACGACCUAUUAGAAGGGUAUUGGUGGAGAUGACCUGACUAUUGUCAGCUUCCUGAACUGAGCUAAUAUGUUGGAAACUCUCCCUUAUCUUUGCUUUGUUGCAUUAACUAUUGAGCAGCUUAGUAAAAGAGGGGGGGGAAAAAAACAAAGGAUGGAGUGGGAUGGGAAGCUAUUGGGGUGGUGGAAGGACACUGUCCAGACAUGACUGUAGGAAGUUUGUAUUUUUAUUAAUUGAAUAUAUUCUGCAUUUUCUCUUGUCCCACCCCAUCCCCUUUACCUUGACGACAUGAAAUGUUUCAUCUACGUCCUCAUGAUGUUCUUCUAUCGACCUUGCUUAGGAUGAGAACAAGUCCUCUCAUGCAAAUGGACACGAUGACCAGAGCAAGAAGAAAAGGAGGAGUCGGAGCCGAAGCCCGGGCUCCAAGAAGAAGAGGAGCAGAAGCAAAAGCAAAGACAGAAAGAAGACUAAGAAGAGGAGCAAGAGCCGGGAAAGAAAAAGAAGCCGCAGCAGAGAGCGCCAUCGCAGCCGCUCCCGAAGCAAAGAUCGAGCUGGGCGGUACAGAGCACGCAGGAGUCCGAUUCGCAAACGUUCCAGAAGUCGGAGCCCCUUCAAAAAAGAAAAGAGCCCCAUUAGGGCACCAAUUGACAAUCUAACACCAGAGGAGAGAGAUGCCCGCACUGUUUUCUGUAUGCAGCUUGCUGCAAGAAUCAGAGCUCGGGACCUGGAGGAUUUCUUCUCAGCCGUUGGAAAAGUUAGAGAUGUGAGAAUAAUCUCUGACAGAAACUCCAGGAGAUCGAAGGGGAUUGCAUACAUAGAGUUUGUGGAGUCCUCCUCUGUACCUCUGGCAAUUGGAUUGACUGGCCAGAGGCUUUUAGGAGUGCCCAUUAUCGUCCAGGCAUCUCAGGCAGAGAAGAAUAGAGCAGCAGCUGCUGCCAAUAAUCUGCAGAAGGGCAGUUCAGGUCCGAUGCGCCUGUAUGUGGGCUCACUGCACUUCAACAUUACUGAAGAAAUGCUUCGAGGGAUUUUUGAGCCCUUUGGAAAGAUUGAAGGAAUCCAGCUUAUGAUGGACAGCGAGACUGGCCGAUCCAAAGGAUAUGGCUUCAUAUCGUUUGCAGAUGCGGAAUGUGCAAAAAAGGCAUUGGAGCAGCUGAACGGCUUUGAGCUAGCCGGACGGCCAAUGAAGGUGGGGCAUGUUACAGAGCGCUCAGACUCUUCAACAGCCAGCUCGUUCCUGGAUAAUGACGAACUAGAAAGGACUGGUAUUGACCUAGGGACUACAGGGCGUCUACAGCUGAUGGCUCGACUAGCAGAAGGGACUGGUCUGAAGAUCCCACCUGCUGCUCAGCAGGCUCUACAGAUGACUGGCUCCAUACCCUUUGGGGGCAUUGGCGCUCCAGCAGCUGUUCCAACCCCAGCUCCAAGCCAAGCUUUGAACCUCCCAUCUCAGCCACUGGCCACACACUGCCUUCAGCUGUCCAACCUGUUCAACCCACAAGCGGAAAAUGAUCCCAGCUGGGCAGCUGAAAUCCAAGAUGAUGUGAUUGAGGAAUGCAACAAACACGGUGGAAUCGUUCACAUUUAUGUUGACAAGAACUCUCCUCAAGGUAAUGUGUAUGUGAAGUGUCCCUCGAUACCAGCAGCCAUGGCAACUGUAAAUGCACUUCAUGGACGCUGGUUUGCAGGUAAAAUGAUAACAGCUGCCUAUGUUCCUUUACCAACCUACCACAACCUUUUCCCUGAUUCAGUAACAGCAAAGCAGCUUCUAAUGCCGUCACGCCGAUAGUCAGAGACAAGCUUCUGAAGUCUGUAAAUACAUUUGUUUGCAUUCAUGAAAAUGUCAUUGAAACAUUUGCAUUGAAAUUAGUUGGCUGUGUGUAAUAAAAGUGGCCUCAAGUUCACGUUCACCAUUUUGGGGGAAUUUUUUUUUUUUUUUUUUUUUGUUUAGUUGCUUUUCAAAUUUUUUGUGGGCUUGUGUUGUAAACUACCACUGAGAAGUAAUCUGCAGAUAUCUAUUGGUCUACAUGUUUUUAAAUAUUACUGUCAUAUCUGCUUGUUUAAAUUCAGAACUUUUAGAUUUCAAAUAAAAGUGCAGAGUUAG